AUGGCCGGCACAGGCACGAUUGCCGGUCCCGCUCCUGUUGCACCAGCUAUUACCAUGGAUGACAGAUGCAUUAGAAUUUACUGCAACAUUGUCGGUAACUUGGACCUGAGCCCCAGGGUCAUGCGGUCCAUGCUAGACAAGGAAUGUGACGACAAACGAAGCAACGAGACCUACAGGCAAUUGAUGGAACGGAGGCUUGGAAGAGCUUACGGCAACGGAGAGUGGAAAAAACUGGCAAGCUUUUCAGCAAAUGUUUUAGAAACUUCAACUGAUUCCACCAAGCUAGAUGUCACGCCGCUCUUCCUUCUCUUCACAAAACUUUUCGGUCUCGGCAAGGGCGGCGCCUUCAAGGAUCCUACGGCGCUGCUCGCCAAGUUGGGCGCUGUCAAGAAGCUGCGCAAUGACGUCAUGCACGACCUGGACAACGCAGUCGACGCACAGAAAUUCACUGAAUUGACAGCAGCGCUGGAGGAGCUGGUCCGGGAAGCGGGGAGGUUCUAUGCUCUUCCCCAGGCAGAUGUUGAUGCCGAGGUACAAAACCUCAAUAACGAUAUUGACAAAGUGAGAAGAAUGGACAGCCAAAUCAUUUAUUACUGGUGUGCGAGGCUGGCAUCCAGCGGAAAGAGGGCCAUAAGACUUCUCUGGAAGGCCAAGUUUGAACAUGAAAAACUUUCGCUAAACCAUGAGACGGUGCAACGUCAGGAAGUGUUCCACGCCCUCGACAUGAAUGUGCGAGAAACCGACGGAGGGAAAACUGUUUCCUACACCGAAAUAUUUGAGGCUCGUGAGAAGGUUAUGGUGGUAACGGGCGUCGCCGGCGCUGGUAAAACAACCCUUGUCAAAAAUAUUGUGCUGCAAUUUUUCAACCCCCAACAAACAGCUCCUGGUUACUUGAGGCCGUUUAAUCAACUCAUCUUCUUCGAGUGCAGGGAUCGCACCACACCAACACUGAGUGACGUCAUCCAGCAGCACUACGAAGAACUCUGCAUUGAACUAUUGAAAGAAAAUGUCCUCAUGGCUCUCCUGCGCCUCGAUGUCUUAUUCAUCAUCGAUGGCUUCGACGAAGUCAACGAAAAUUCCAGAAAAGUCGUUCUCGAGAUUAUCAUGAAAACAUGGCGCUCCAACUGUCGUGUGCUGAUCACGACUCGUCCUCAUGCCGUGAAGGAGCUGGCACCGCUGCUGCGCCUGAACGAUGUCAGCUCCACUCAAUACGAGAUCCUGCCGCUCACGAAGCUUGCCGACCAACUUGCAUUCUUGAGGCGAUAUGAAGCGGCCCUGGGCGGCGACACUCUGACUGGGGAGGUGUCGAAGAGCUUCGAGUCGCUCAGUGAAGAUGUCAGAAGUCUGUUUACGGAACCCAUCAACUUGGUUCAUUUCUGCGAGAUGCAUAAGCACUUCCCUAAGGAGAUAUCCUCGUGGAAGAUGCCCGGGGACGUGGCGCCAGUCAAGCUGCGUCUGUACAAGGAACUCAUCCAAACUAAACUUGCGGGUUCGAUUAAUGAGGACUCAGACAUCCUGAUAAAGGAUAUGUUUAAUGCCGUCGGGGCGGCAGCGCUGGAGCUGCUCAACGACGACGUCUUGAUUCUGAUGGAAGCAGACCAUCUUGUCAUCAAGGAGAAGAUUCAGAAGACACCUAAGAGCAAUGAUGAGGUCGAUCCUGCAGCAGUGCUCUCAGUGAUGCUGAAGGAGCACAAACCUUUAUGUUCGAACAGGAGUUCAAGCUAUGAAUUCAAGCACAAGAGUGAGCAGGAAAUGUUCGCUGGUAAUUACAUUGUUCAGCGCAUCAUUGGAGGGUAUGCCGACUCCCUCUACAGCAUCCUGGGAGUCCCUAAGGAGGGAAUGAGUAGGCUGCGGGAGGUUCUGCUGUACGUGGUGGCGGCCCUCAGCAGGGACAGCCCCCGCCACCUCACGCGGCGGUGGCCGCAGCUGAAGGAGGCGCUCUGCUACGCCGGCGUUACUCGCAACGCUGUGAUGGCCUGCGUCGCGAGCUGCCCUAACGCGGGGAUGCUGGGCGACCUCGUCGGCGACGGAAGCAGCUUGCACGUCAGAGAAGAUCGCCAUGUUGAUGCAGCCGUUGCAAUGUUGAGCCUCUCUAAGCCUGAUGCUGUGGAGGUUUACAUGGAGGCCGCGGCCCUGAGGGGGGCGCCGUGGGGGGCGCUCGUGGCGGCGGCGGGGGGCGCGGGGGUCUGGCUGACGCUGUCCAGCCCUGACGCCUACGAACCUCACGACGACCUCCUCCUGCCGCUGCACGACAGCGGGUAA
Hyalella azteca is the source of this 2262-nucleotide messenger RNA. RefSeq lists its product as uncharacterized. The transcript has 3 exons. NCBI's taxonomy places the organism in Eukaryota, Metazoa, Arthropoda, Malacostraca, Amphipoda, Hyalellidae. The record is from RefSeq and is a predicted model, not a curated record. Bases 1 to 2262 code for a protein of 753 amino acids.